Messenger RNA from Prunus armeniaca (apricot), 258 nucleotides. The record is from the annotation of a GenBank genome assembly. NCBI's taxonomy places the organism in Eukaryota, Viridiplantae, Streptophyta, Magnoliopsida, Rosales, Rosaceae.
AUGCAGAAAACUGCAGAAAACCAAAACCAGAAACUGAGAUGCAGAAAACCAAAACCAGAAACUGAGAUGAAGAAUCGGCUUCGAUCGUUGGUGGUCUUCGAUGAUGGUCGUGCGAAUGGGUUGGUGGUCUUCGACGAUCGUUGGUGGUCUUCGAUGAUCGUUGGUGGUCUGGAGGUUUCUGGAGGUGAAGUUGAAGAGGUUUCUGGAGGUGAAGUUGAAAGGUCUCGCGAAUGGCUUUGGUUUCAAACUAAAUACUGA